Molecule: messenger RNA, 1292 nt
Organism: Hordeum vulgare subsp. vulgare (domesticated barley)
Lineage: Eukaryota; Viridiplantae; Streptophyta; Magnoliopsida; Poales; Poaceae
Product: fructokinase-2-like
Exons: 3
Coding region: 75-1085 (336 amino acids)
Biological process (GO): fructose metabolic process
Cellular component (GO): cytosol
Molecular function (GO): fructokinase activity
Source: RefSeq, a predicted model, not a curated record
AAGUCAAUCCAGCACCCUUCCUCCCGAGCUUGAUCGGUUCAUCCUUCGCGUUCUAGUUCGUUUAUUCAAUUCCAAUGGCGCCUCUCGGUGAUGUUGUUCCUCCCGCUGCCACGGCGGCCUCUGGCCUCGUCGUCUCCUUCGGUGAGAUGCUGAUCGACUUUGUGCCGGACGUGGCCGGCGUCUCCCUCGCCGAGUCCGGAGGCUUCGUCAAGGCGCCCGGAGGUGCGCCCGCCAAUGUUGCAUGCGCCAUCUCUAAGCUUGGCGGCUCGUCCGCCUUCGUCGGCAAGUUCGGCGACGACGAGUUCGGGCACAUGCUGGUGGACAUCCUGAAGCAGAACGACGUGAACGCCGAGGGCUGCCUCUUCGACCAGCACGCGCGCACCGCGCUGGCCUUCGUCACACUCAAGACCAACGGCGAGCGUGAGUUCAUGUUCUACCGCAACCCGUCCGCCGACAUGCUCCUCACGGAGGCGGAGCUCAACCUCGACCUCAUCCGCCGUGCCCGCAUCUUCCACUACGGCUCCAUCUCGCUCAUCACCGAGCCAUGCCGCUCCGCCCACGUCGCCGCCAUGCGUGCCGCCAAGUCUGCCGGCAUCCUCUGCUCCUACGACCCCAACGUGCGCCUCCCGCUCUGGCCCUCCGCCCAGGCUGCCCGCGACGGCAUCAUGAGCAUCUGGAAGGAGGCCGACUUCAUCAAGGUGAGCGACGACGAGGUGGCCUUCCUCACCCAGGGCGACGCCUACGACGAGAAGAACGUCCUCUCCCUCUGGUUCGAGGGCCUCAAGCUGCUCGUCGUCACCGACGGCGAGAAGGGGUGCAGGUACUUCACCAAGGACUUCAAGGGAUCCGUGGCUGGGUACGCCGUCAACACGGUUGAUACCACUGGCGCCGGCGAUGCCUUCGUUGGAUCCCUUCUCCUCAAUGUCGCCAAGGACGACUCCAUCUUCUACAAUGAGGCCAAGCUGAGGGAGGUGUUGCAAUUCUCAAACGCUUGCGGAGCCAUCUGCACCACCAAGAAGGGAGCCAUUCCAGCGCUGCCCACCACCGCCACUGCCCUCGAGCUCAUCGUCAAGGGCACCAACUAGAUAGCGUCAUCGAUCUUGGCGUCACGAUCGGUCGACGUCAUGUCCGGGUUGAAUCUUAAUUAGGAGAGUUUAGGUGCAUUUUUAUUUUUACUAGGGACGAUUUAAGUUUAGUUCGUUAUUAUGUGAUCUCGUGUGCGCUUAAUAAAAAGCAACAUGUGGUGAUUUGGUUGCUUCCGUUUGGUGGCUGUCUUUGUGUAAGGAGGCUAU